Messenger RNA from Solea senegalensis (Senegalese sole), 1873 nucleotides. RefSeq names its product caspase recruitment domain-containing protein 11-like. NCBI's taxonomy places the organism in Eukaryota, Metazoa, Chordata, Actinopteri, Pleuronectiformes, Soleidae. The transcript has 10 exons. The record is from RefSeq and is a predicted model, not a curated record. Bases 1 to 1338 code for a protein of 445 amino acids.
AUGUGCAAAGAAGAGGAACCGCUUGCGCUGUGUGACUUGGGUUUAUUUUCAUCCCAAGUAGCACUCGCUCCAGGACUCAGCCUGAAAUCACACCAAGAAUUUGUUCUCGAGGCCACAACAUUUUACUGGCUCGGACUAAUUCACCUGCACUAUCGAGCCAACUUUGACGCUUACCGCCGUCUUCAGAGGGACGUCGCAAACGGCACCCUCGUCUCCGGUGACUCCUUCUACAUCCGUGUCAACCUCAAAAUCUCGGGCCAGUCGGACAACUGUUCGCUGAGUGUGCGCUGUGACGAGGUGGUGCACGUCUUAGACACCAGAUACCAGGGCCGCUGUGAGUGGCUGUGCUCCCGCGUCGACCCCUACACGGGCUCCGACCAGACCGAGCGCGGUACCUUACCCAGCAACUCCCGGGCCCAGCAGCUGCUCCUAGUGAAGAUACAGAAGUUAGUGUAUCGAGGAGGGAAAGAAGAAAAUGAAAUCCACCGCAACAGUAGGAGCAAUUUACAGACAGAGGAGGUGAACGCCACACCUGAUCCUAAAGCCAGCCCACGCCUGUCUAGAGCCAGCAUCUUCCUCACUCAGAUACUACAGUUUGUCAGCCGGGUGGAUAUCAAGUACAAGCGAAUGAACAGCAAUGAGCGUGUGAGGCUCAUCAACUCAGGCAGCGCAUCGCUACCCAGACACGGCUUGGAGACGCUGAGGCCAGAAGAUGCUGCUGACCCAGACAGUGAGCUGAGCAGGAGUUUGAACCUGAUUCCCUACAGUCCCGUCACUCCCCAGAGGACACAGAGGAGGAGACCGGUCAUAUUCACCCCCACUGCUCUGGCCAAAACCAUUAUUCAGAAAAUACUGAACAUGGGCGAAGCCAUGGACUUCGACAUCUGCAAACCGGACACUCUGUCCAAAGAGGAGUUCCACCUGAAACAGAACGUGGAGCCUUUCAUUCACUACAAAGAGAAGCACGCCACAUUUGAAUGCAUCACCCGAGAAAACAUUGAGGCGGUUGCAGCCAAGGGCAAACACUGUCUGCUGGAGGCCGAGCUGAGCUGCGUCAAAGAUCUGCUACGGAGAGAAAUCUACCCGAUCAUCAUCCACGUCAAGAUCUGUGAAAGAAAUGUCAAGAAGUUACGGAAGGUGUCUCCACGCGUCGACUCGGAGGAGGAGUUUGUCAGGUCGUGUCGGGCGAAAGAUAAGGAGCUGGAGACCAUUCCCUGCCUGUACGCCAGUCUGGAGCCCGAGGCCUGGACGGGGGUGGACGACCUGAUUCGGGUCGUCAAGGAUCGGAUACUCGACGAGCAGAAGAGGACGGUCUGGGUGGAGCAAGACCUUUUGUAGACAAACAAGCACAUGACACCAUGUAGUCUGACUGUACGUCAACGUUUGCAGAGCACUAUAAAACACACAGUCUGGUUUCCAUGACAUUACGUUGACUUACAUUCAUUUCCUGGAGACUGACUGUCACCUGAAUCAUAACUACUACUGACCUAUCCACAAUCCUAACCAUCCCACCACAACAUGUCUUCGACCUUAAAACUGAAUCAUUUACGGUAUGUCCCCCGUAAGGAAGACCAGAAGAAGGAGUUCCCACAAAAUGACUGUGUGAACAGAUUUAGGUCCCGACAACAGGAGUAAGACCAGGAACACAUGCACACCAACAAGCCUAAAACCAAACCCUAACUUUAAACCAGGUUAUGGCUAACUCAGAACUUAGCCCUAAACCUAAAACCAGGUUAUUAGUUCCUUAGGACCAGGUUUUGGUACACACACAUAUUUUGUACAUCAUGCUUUUGUGCUCAAAAAGCAUAUAUAGAUAUACAUAUAUAUUGUAAAUGUGUGCAUUACUUUUUGUGUAAUAAACAGAUUGAAAACA